Molecule: messenger RNA, 549 nt
Organism: Guillardia theta CCMP2712
Lineage: Eukaryota; Cryptophyceae; Pyrenomonadales; Geminigeraceae
Exons: 2
Coding region: 1-549 (182 amino acids)
Source: RefSeq, a predicted model, not a curated record
AUGGAUCGACGCAAUGCAGCUGCUGAUGCCGACUUGAGAAGAAGAAAGCUGGAGCAGAGAGAUCAUGAGACAAGGCAAAAUAUCCGAGAAAGGUUAGUUGGUGAAUCUAGAGCGCAAAUCCCCUUAUGCUUUGCAUCACUUGAGGCUUCCCAUGUCUUGAAUGCUCCGAAAUAUUUGUCUUGUGACUGGGACAUGGAGUUUGAUUUGAUUCCUUCUGUUGGUGUCUUUUUUCACGAUGUGCAUAAGAAGCAUAGAUGCGGAUUGAUCAAGGAAGUCACUUCAGAUAAAAUGCUUGAAGUGUAUGUGCUGUACAGCAAAGAGACUUUGACGGAAGUGUUUGGGAACAUUUCCCAAGCCGACAAUCGAAGAUAUCGCGGAUAUCUCGAUUCCAUGCAACCCAACGAUUGUUUUCAGAGCAUCUACACGGAUAUUCUUCCACUGGCUGAUGUGGUCGGAAUAUUCAAAGUUACAUUUCCUUUCUGUUCUGUCCUAAGUUCCAUUCAGAGGACGAGCGACUCCAAAUGGGUUUCUUCCAAAAAUUUCGUCUGA